UCUAUUUCUCUCUCAGAGCCAUGAACCCCUCUGCAGAAUUUGUAGAACACGGAAUGUCUCAAGAGAACUUGAAAAGGGUCUCCCGCACAACAGUGCUCAAGUUGGCUUAUCAAAGUCUAGGAGUGGUGUAUGGAGAUCUCAGCAUUUCUCCCCUCUAUGUUUACAAGACCACCUUCUCUGGCAAAUUGAGCCUCCAAGAGAAUGAUGAAGAGAUUUUUGGGGUGCUCUCCUUUAUCUUCUGGACAAUUACUCUCAUUGCUCUAUUUAAAUACAUAUUCAUAGUGAUGUUGGCCGAUGACAAUGGUGAAGGUGGUACCUUUGCAUUGUACUCCCUUCUCUGCCGACACGCAGGACUAAGCAUUCUACCCAAUCAACAAGAUGCGGAAAAGAACUUGCCUUCAUAUUUAACAGAAGAAUCUGCAGAAACAUGGCAGAGUUCUGCUCUGAAGUCAUUCUUCAAGAAGCACCCAAGAUUUCGCAAAGGGCUUUUUAUUUUUGUACUGCUUGGGACCUGUAUGGCGAUUGGAGAUGGCGUACUCACUCCUGCAAUAUCAGUUCUUUCAGCAGUUUCGGGCAUCAAACUGAAGAUCGCAGAACUUCAUGAGAAUUAUGUUAUCAUAACGUCAUGCAUCAUCUUGGUGGGGCUUUUCUCCCUUCAGCACCAUGGAACACACAGAGUAGCUUUCAUGUUUGCUCCUGUUGUCAUAUCUUGGCUUCUUUGUCUUGCUGGUAUUGGGGUGUACAACAUAUUUCGGUGGAAUUCUCAUGUAUAUCGUGCACUUUCUCCGAUUUACAUGUUAAAAUUCCUUAGAAGCACAAGGGUUGAAGGAUGGUUAUCAUUAGGAGGAGUGGUUCUUUCAAUCACAGGUGUGGAGGCAAUGUUUGCUAAUCUGGGUCAUUUCUCUCCACUCUCAAUUAAGAUGGCCUUCACAUUUCUGGUCUAUCCCUCUUUGGUUCUUGCAUAUAUGGGUGAGGCUGCAUACCUCUCUAAGCAUCAUGAAGAUAUUCAGAGAAGCUUCUAUAAAGCCAUACCAGAAGCUGUAUUUUGGCCGGUGUUCAUAGUGGCCACUUUUGCAGCUGUGGUAGGAAGUCAGGCUGUAAUAUCAGCUACUUUCUCCAUCAUCAGCCAGUGCUGUGCAUUGAAUUGCUUUCCCCAUGUUAGAAUCAUUCAUACUUCGAGUAAAAUAUAUGGGCAAAUAUACAUACCUGAGGUCAAUUGGUUGUUAAUGUGCCUGUCUUUAGCUGUGACAAUCGGACUGAGGGACACAAACAUGAUGGGUCAUGCAUACGGACUUGCAGUUACUACUAUCAUGUUUGUGACAACUUGCUUGAUGGCAUUGGUGAUGAUAAUAGUGUGGAAGCAGAAGAUAAUUUCAGCUGUUUCAUUUCUUUUGUUGUUUGGGUCAUUGGAACUGCUUUACAUCCCUGCAUGUAUGUUCAAGGUACCUGAGGGUGCAUGGAUUGCGCUGGUAAUGUCUUGUGUCUUCAUGGCUGUAAUGUAUGUAUGGCACUAUGGAACAAUGAAGAAACACCAGUUUGAUGUGGAGAACAAGGUCUCAAUGAAUAGGAUAGUGUCUUUAGGGCCAAGCCUAGGCAUGGUUCGCGUCCCUGGAAUUGGACUUGUAUACAGUAAUCUGGUGACAGGGAUCCCAGCUGUUUUUGGACACUUUGUGACUAAUUUACCUGCAUUCCAUCAGGUGCUUGUAUUUGUUUGCAUAAAAUCUGUCCAAGUUCCCUAUGUUAGUGAAAAGGAACAGCUUCUCAUUGGUAGGGUUGGCCCGAAGGAGUGUGGUAUGUACCGGUGCAUCUUGAGGUAUGGUUACAAGGAUUUACAGCAAGAAAAUUACAACUUUGAGAACAGGCUGGUGUCAAGACUAGUACAAUUUGUAGAAACGGAAGAAGAAAGUGCAUCAAAAGCAAGAGCUGAUUUUUGUUUAGAGUUUGAAAACUUGAAUACUGAAACCUUUGAUUUUUCAGUGCACAGUAUAGAAGGGGACAGUGUGAAGUCUGCACAUGAUAUUCAAGCAAUGACAUCUGGCAUCAGGCAUGUCGAAAGUUUUGUCCUAAAGGAUGAGUCUCUGCACAUUUUAAGAGCUAAAGAAUCGGGUGUCACAUAUGUUCUUGGGCAUUCCUAUGCAAAGGCAAAGAAAUCAUCUUCCAUCUUUAAGAAAUUUGCUAUUGAUGCAGUAUAUGCUUUUCUGAGCAAGAAUUGUAGAGAACCUAAUAUUCUUAUGAACGUGCCUCCUACUUCUUUGCUGGAAGUUGGUAUGGUUUACUACGUCUAAUAUCUAUAAUGCUAAAAAAAGAGGGGUUCACCAGCGGUCAGACUCAGAAUAUCUCUCCACAAGUGUUGUUUCUCCCCUCUCUCUCUCACAGAUUAUUUGUCACUGAUCUUUAGGUUUGCAUUGCCAGACUCUGAAAUCUUAGGAUGUAAAUCAUAUGAUUUUCAUCGUUUUGACAAGAGUAAAUCCAUACAGCAGAACUAGCACUUCCUUAAAACCAUUUCUUUUUCCUCUAUGGUAAUGAAUCGAAUGAUAAAUUGCUUUGAGCCUUUAGCAAGUUGUUAGUCUACCACCCUACAAGGUCCCCUGCCCAAAGUAGCAUUAGAAGCUAAAGAAGGACAAGGCCAAGAGCCCUCUAGAAAUUCCAGAUCUGUACCAGCUACUGUUCCAUUUAAGUCACUUCAAUUGCUUUUAAGGUUGUAAAGAAGCAUCUAAGUUCUGUCGAACCUAGUAAUUGUACCUCAAGUUUACAUGUUAAAGUGAGAGGA
This is a messenger RNA of Juglans regia (Persian walnut), 2770 nucleotides long. Its product is annotated as potassium transporter 1. Gene Ontology annotation, biological process: potassium ion transmembrane transport. Gene Ontology annotation, cellular component: membrane. Gene Ontology annotation, molecular function: potassium ion transmembrane transporter activity. The transcript has 9 exons. The coding region runs from base 21 to 2285 and encodes 754 amino acids. The record is from RefSeq and is a predicted model, not a curated record. NCBI's taxonomy places the organism in Eukaryota, Viridiplantae, Streptophyta, Magnoliopsida, Fagales, Juglandaceae.